Molecule: messenger RNA, 3715 nt
Organism: Alnus glutinosa
Lineage: Eukaryota; Viridiplantae; Streptophyta; Magnoliopsida; Fagales; Betulaceae
Product: multiple C2 domain and transmembrane region protein 6
Exons: 2
Coding region: 366-3455 (1029 amino acids)
Source: RefSeq, a predicted model, not a curated record
CUCCCCCUACCUAAGCUUUAUCAUCACUAUCAACCCCACAUCAUAAUUUCAAAGAAAAUCACAACCUCUCUCUCUCUCUGAAAUAAGCACAGCACAGAUGUACUCUGCAGAAUCUCUCCCUAUCAGAGAGCCAUAUGACUAGUUGGGCCACCUCACACUACACCACACUACCAAACAACACAUGUUUCUGUCUUCAUACUCCAACUCCACCAUUUCUGUCUUCUUCUUCUUCUUCUUCUUCUUCUUCACUCCUACUCUUUCAGACACCCACCUUUCUUUUCACCCUCCUCUUUAGCUCAAAAUACAGUACUCCACUGUGAAGCAAGCUCCAAAGGAGAUAGAGAGGCGCCUCCGACACCACCAACAUGUCAAAACUGGUGGUAGAGGUUCACGAUGCAAGUGACCUGAUGCCUAAAGACGGCCAAGGCUCGGCCAGCCCCUACGUGGAAGUAUAUUUGGAUGAGCAGAAACAACGCACUCAAACCAAGCAGAAAGAUCUCAACCCUAACUGGAACGAGAAGCUGGUCUUCAACGUCAACGACCAAAGGGAGCUCUUCCACAAGACCGUCGAUGUGGUGGUAUACAACGACCGGAAAGGCGGGGGCCACCACAAGAACUUCCUCGGCCGUGUCAGAAUCUCCGGUAACUCCGUGCCUUUGUCCGAGUCUCAAGCCACCAUCCAGCGCUACCCGCUUGACAAACGUGGCCUCUUUUCGCAUAUCAAAGGCGAUAUUGCGCUCAGAAUUUAUUUUAUCAACGUCGACCCUUCUUCUGCUUCUGCUGCUGCUGCUGCUUUUACUCCUCCACCUCAAGCUAGUGGGGUUGAAGAGAUAUUGGACAACACACCCUUGCAAGAGAUUAACGCUAACAAUCUCCAAGAACAAAUGGAAGAAAUUAGCAGGGUUGAGGAGAAGAAUUCCAAGAAGAAGAAAAAGGAAAAAGAUCAAGUCAGAACCUUUCACUCUGUAGGAACCGCUCCUCCUCGUCCUCCUCCUCCACAAGCUUCAAUGCCCUCUGGGUUCGGAUUUGAGAAGGAAAAGCCGGCCAUGGAAACCAGGACCGAUUUUGCACGAGCUCAAGCCGGCCCGGCCGCGAGUGUCAUGAAAAUGCAGGCCUUCCCAACUAGGCAGAACCCGGAAUACGAGUUGGUGGAGACCAGUCCUCCGCUGGCAGCACGGCAGAGGUACAGAGGACUUGGGAAUUACAAGACAUCCAGUACAUAUGAUCUUGUGGAGCAGAUGCACUUCUUGUAUGUAAAUGUGGUGAGGGCCAGAGAUCUUCCUGUCAUGGACGUCACCGGAAGCCUUGAUCCAUUCGUGGAAGUGAAGCUUGGGAACUACAAAGGCAUUACGAAACACUUAGAGAAGAACCAACACCCAGAGUGGAAGCAAGUUUUUGCGUUUUCUAGAGAGAGGAUUCAAUCGAAUUUACUGGAAGUGACUGUGAUGGAUAAGGAUACAUUUACAAAAGAUGAUUUUGUUGGGAGGGUUUUUUUCGAUCUCACGGAAGUUCCUGUCCGGGUGCCGCCGGAUAGUCCUCUGGCUCCUCAGUGGUACAAAUUGGUGGACAAGAAGGGAGACAAGACCCAUGGGGAGGUGAUGCUUGCGGUUUGGAUGGGAACACAGGCUGAUGAGUCCUUUCCAGAGGCAUGGCAUUCGGAUGCUCACAACGUUAGUCAUGCAAACCUCUCCAAUACUCGUUCACAGGUUUACUUUUCCCCCAGGCUAUACUACCUUAGAGUUGGAGUCAUUGAAGCUCAGGAUCUUCUUCCCUCCGACAAAGGCCGAGCUGCAGAAACAUUUGUCAAGGUCCAGCUUCUGAGGCAGCUGAAAUUUACAAAGACUUCCCGAAUGCGGGUUAACCCGGUUUGGGAGGAGGAGUUGAUGUUUGUAGCAUCGGAGCCUUUCGAAGAUUUAGUAAUCGUAACGGUUGAGGACAGAAUAGCACCUGGCAAGGAAGAGAACUUGGGUGUGGUAUAUAUCCCGCUUAGAGAAAUCCCACAAAGACUUCAAGAGUCCACCAAGCCCCCAGAUGCCCGCUGGUAUAAUCUCCAUAAGGCUUCUGUGGGAGCUGUAGAGGAGAAGGAGAAAAAUAGGGAGAAGUUCACAAGCAAAAUCCACCUUCGCCUCUGCGUGGAAGGGGGUUACCAUGUUCUUGACGAGUCGACGCAUUUCAGCAGCGAUCUGCAGCCGUCGGGGAAACACCUCAGAAGACCAAAGAUUGGGAUUCUUGAACUUGGGAUUCUGAGUGCCCAGAAUUUGCGUCCGAUGAAGGAAAAGGACGGCAGGACUGGGACUGAUGCAUACUGUGUGGCCAAGUAUGGGAGCAAGUGGAUUCGAACCAGAACUCUUCUCAGCACGCUGGCUCCUCGCUGGAACGAGCAGUAUACUUGGGAUGUUUAUGACCCAUGUACUGUAAUCACCGUUGGGGUCUUCGACAAUCACCACGUUAAUGGAAAAGAUGAUAAUGCAAAAGAUCAAAGGAUUGGGAAGGUGAGAAUUCGACUGUCGACUUUAGAAACUGAAAAAGUUUAUACCCACUACUACCCAUUGUUGGUUCUCACAUCAUCUGGUUUGAAGAAACAUGGGGAGCUUCAUCUGGCGUUGAGGUUCAGUUGUACAGCUUGGAUUAACAUGGUGGUUCAAUAUGGAAACCCCCUGCUUCCAAAAAUGCAUUAUGUUCAUCCCAUACCUGUCAUGCACAUGGACAGGCUCCGCAACAUGGCAAUACAGAUUGUGGGGGAAAGGCUAGGCCGAGCGGAGCCGCCGCUCAGGCGUGAAGCUGUGGAGUACAUGCUUGAUGUGGAUUACCAUAUGUGGAGUCUCAGGAAAAGCAAGGCCAAUUUUUUGCGCAUAAUGACGCUUCUUUCUGGGUUUUCAACUGUUUGUAAAUGGCUCAACGACAUAUGUUACUGGAGAAACCCGAUCACGACGUGUCUCGUGCAUGUCCUGUUCUUGAUAUUGGUUUGCUACCCGGAACUGAUCUUGCCCACCAUUUUCCUCUACCUGUUUGUGAUCGGGGUAUGGAACUACCGAUUCCGGCCGAGGAAACCGCCUCACAUGGAUGCACGAAUUUCACAAGCGGAAUUUGCAAACCCAGAUGAGCUGGAUGAGGAGUUUGACACAUUCCCAUCUUCUAAACCUCCAGAGCUUGUGAGGAUGAGGUAUGACAGGUUACGUAGUGUUGCAGGGAAGGUGCAGACAGUGAUUGGAGAUUUGGCAACACAUGGGGAAAGGGCUCAAGCGUUACUAAACUGGAGAGAUCCAAGAGCUACGGCAAUCAUCAUCAUCUUCUCGUUGAUCUGGGCCAUGUUCAUAUACAUUACUCCAUUCCAAGUAAUUGCAGUGCUGGUUGGGCUCUUCUUGCUUCGGCAUCCCCGGUUCAGAAGCAGGACGCCUUCUGCACCUGUCAAUUUCUUCAAGAGAUUGCCAAGCAAAUCAGAUAUGCUACUCUGAGAUGGAUGUUAUUAUCAGUUUAUCAUUCAUUUACUUAUUUCUUUUUGAGGAAAAAAAAAACGGUUCAGUAAAUAAACCCACCAAGUUCAUAGCAGCAUAAGACAGGAUAGGAAAAGCAACAAUGUUGCUCUUUUCCCUGCUACCCCCACCAACAAAAGAAUUCCACUUUUUCCUGGAUAUGUAACAUUCUAGCAUUCAUCGAUGUAAUCUAUGGAACCAAUCAUUCUUUUUGGCUCUAAUUCCAAUUUCUGUUGAGUGAA